UAGUUUACGACUUUUAUGCGAUAAGAAUAAUAAAUAAGGCAUUUUAUGUUCUUCAAACAUGACUGCCCAGUUGAUUAUAUUUUCUAUUUUGUUCUUAUGUAUAAAAGAGGACGCAACAAGUCAAUUUCAAAGCCUUGACAAAAAGUUUCAUUUGGUAUCUGAAUCGUAUCAUAUGGCCAAAACUUUAUUUAUACAAGGAAGAAAUAAUUACGAUCAGCUAAAAGAGAGAUCAUUAAAUACCACGAAUAUGUUCCUUGACUUAGUUGAAAUGUUAAACGAUUUAAUGGCAAAAGAAUUAAGAAGUGCCGUUGUCAAAUUUUAUAAAGUAAAAUUUUUACACGAUUUCUCAAACUAUAUUAUACAUAUGGAAGAGAUAAUUGAUAUAGUGGAUCACUGUCUCAUAGAACCUGUUGAGAAAAUAAAAUUCAUAAGAAACCAAUUUUAUGUGUUGAUAAAAAAUUUUGAAGACGUGAGACAUUUUGAUACAGUCGAUUUAUGCCACAAUGAAUUACCCGAUGAAGUUGCUGUAGUUCACUGUAUACUUCAUCAAGCUGUUUUGUUAAAUGAAACUAUGCAAAAUGAUCUAGUUUCUGUUGUGGAGUUUAAAACAAAACAGUGUGCACAAGACGUUAAUUCAACUUUAUACGCGGUGCAAGAGUGUCUCCACCAGUUUGUUCCUAAUUUCUUUGAUCAACUUCUUGUCGAUGCCUAUUCAGAAAACUGUGAAUAUUUAAAAGUAGUUAACGCUUCAAUGUAUGAUUUUACAACAGACACGUGGCGAAACAGCUAUCAGGCGUUAUUUCCCCAGAAAUGGGGAAAUUUCGUUAAUAUCCUAAAGACAAAGUUGAAAUCAGCAAAUGAAAACAUACAAGAGCCUCUUUAUAUGACUCUUUUUUCUGCUAAUAUUUCAUCACAUGAUAUCGUUAAAGCUCUUUACAUAUAAACAUGUAUAGAACGUCUUUUAAUAUCGCGUAUAGAAUCAUAUUAAUUCAAUAUGGUUCGUAAGUAUAUCAUACCUACUAAAAAUCAAAAUAUAUCGCCCUGGUUGAAAGGAAACAAUUGCUUCAUUAUGAUUGCUAUACGGCUUACGAUAAGAAAAGAGACGAGACUUACCGCUAAGUCUUUUUAUUGAAUCUUAUCCUUGUCUUCAAAUAAUUUCAGAGGCAAGCUAUUACUAUUUACUGCUGCGCAAGUUUUUGUAAAGUGUAUACUUAUAAGCGUCAGUAAAAAAGGUUAAGUAUUCUCAAUUUAAAUUUACGGCCCGUUCUUAAAUCAAGGGCGUGUAACGGACAAAGAACUGGCAAAUAUUCUCCGUCGCUCUUUUAAACCGCUUUUUUUUACAAAAUGUAUGUAUGACAUUUUGAAAUAUUGGGGAGCAUGACGGUUCUGGGACUGUGAGGUUGAUCAGAUAAAUAAAAAAUGUUCAUAAAAUAAUUGAUCAUGGUUUUCUUGGGGACUUCCCCGUAAUAGCCCAGAUCCCCACAAAUUCAUGAUCCACCCAUGUCAUGCCAUGCCUAUGUAGUAUAUUCAUUAUCUAGUAACAGACGAUCCGAGUGAGGAAAUGGAACGACCAUUUACAUUAAUCUUUUGAAUUUUACCGCUCAGAAUACUGUAAGCUUUUCCGCUAAUGCAAUAGUGUUGAUGUUUAUUGACAAGGAUUUCGUGAUGGACACAAUCAAAAGCCUUUGAUAAAUCGUAACAAUUGUGAAUCAGUAAAACCAUUCUGCAACUUUGCAAAAGAUUAUGAUUAUUAAAGUGGGUCAUUGAGUUUAAUUGCUCAAGCAUUAUUUCAUAAAAUAUUUAAACAAUGCAGGCAGCAUAGAUACGGAUCAAAAUAUUUAUCCUAAGUUUAUUAUUUAUAUGUUUACUCUCAGUUUAUGAGAUUAGAUAACGUGUAUAAAACUGUAGAUAAAGAGGUAUCCCAGUCUUGUUAUAUUAAAGUGUUUGUUUUUUAAAGCUUCACUAAGCAAUAGUUUAAGAAACUUAUUAGAGGCUACUAUUUAUCUGUGAUAAUUAUUCAUAAUUAUCAUUUUUGUAUUAUGUUUUUACCAGUGUUGAGAAUAGAGCUAUUGUGAGAAUGUCUACAUUAUUCUAACGAUUAAUUUAAACGUUACGUAAUAUACAGGACUCAGGAGUCAUUCGGUUUUCAGAAUCUCACCCUAAGUUACAACAAAGUCAAACUCGACAAUCGUCAAUCACUAAAAGUUCAGUUCUAUAUAAUAUAGUCAUCUGAAUCUCCAUUUAAGUUUAAAGUGAGGUCAGAGGUGCGACAAUGAUGACAGUUUACAUUGCUGUUUUUUCCUGAUGGUGACGCCUCGCUUACUUCAAAGUUCAAACUUCAAAAGCUAAAAUUUCAAAACAAUGUGUUGU
Messenger RNA from Pieris napi, 2370 nucleotides. RefSeq lists its product as uncharacterized. The transcript has 6 exons. The coding region runs from base 59 to 943 and encodes 294 amino acids. Lineage: Eukaryota; Metazoa; Arthropoda; Insecta; Lepidoptera; Pieridae. The record is from RefSeq and is a predicted model, not a curated record.